CCAAUUUUCGCCGCGCGCAGACUUAUUUGGCGCACACUCUAUCAUAAACUUUGAUCAUAAACAUAAUCUAAAGUCACUAUUCAAGUAUUCACUGUAUCGUUAAUUCGUUAAUCACUAUAAUAAUACUUAAAAUAAAUAAUAUAAUAUAACACCAAGUGCUUUGACGGAGUUUCUUCUUACAACAAUACGAAUAUUUUUUUAUUAAGAUAUUUUAACGUAUUAUAAAUGGCUGAUAAUACUAACAGUGAUGGUUUGUCUGAAGCAGAGAGGAUGAAAGAAGAAGAAUUAGCUCAAGAACUUGAACACAGUGACUCAAAUGAAGAUGAUUCCCAAGAAAUAUCCUUGGAGAUAGAAGAAAAACUAUUAAAAGAUGAGCCAGAAUAUACAACAUUGGUUAAUUAUGGCGAAAGCAUACAAAAUAUUAGUGAACAAAAUGUUACAACUGAGCAUUAUGCUGAUGAUACAAAUAAGGUGGAUAUAGAAGGUCUAGGUAAUGUCUACACAGAAACCUCAGACUAUAUGACAACACCAAGUGAUACAUUAACGGAUGUGAAUGAUCAAUAUGAGUCUUAUAUCAAUGAUUACUCAUUUGACAAUACACAGAACAUUGAAGAAAGUCAAUCUGAAAAUGAUGUUGAAAAAUAUAAUGUAGACGACACACAAAAAGAUAGCUUUGUGAUGCCAAAUAUGGAUGAUUUUCAGCAGAAUGAAUCUUCAAGUAACUUAGACUAUCAAAUGACAGAGGAAAUGCUUAUGAGUGAAAGAGAAAGAGAAAAGAAAUCAAAGAAAGAGUUAGAAGAAGAAGAAAGAGAAAAAAUGCAAGUAUUAGUAUCAAACUUCACUGAAGAACAGUUAGAUAGAUAUGAAAUGUACCGUCGGGCAGCCUUUCCAAAAGCAGCAGUUAAGCGACUGAUGCAAACUAUCACAGGAUGUUCAGUGGGACAAAAUGUGGUGAUAGCCAUGUCUGGUAUUGCUAAAGUCUUUGUAGGUGAGGUUGUUGAGGAAGCACUAGAGGUACUAGAAAAAUCUGGUGAAUCUGGUCCUUUGCAGCCAAAACAUCUCCGAGAAGCUUUACGUAGACUAAGAGUAAGAGGUGCUUUACCGACCAGAAAAGCCUACAAAAGCAUGUUAAGAUUAUAACUCAGACAAAUAUUAGUAAGGGUAAAUGUAAAUACUAAUUUAAUAUAAUCAAAUGUUUUUUUAUCGUUUUAAAUAAAGAUAAUUCAAUUUGUUCAAGUUUGUAGCAUUUUAUGUUUAGUAUUAUCCCAAUAAGCAGUAUUGUCCAAUUUUAAUAAAAAUAUAUCAAAUAACUGUAA
Melitaea cinxia (Glanville fritillary) is the source of this 1316-nucleotide messenger RNA. RefSeq names its product transcription initiation factor TFIID subunit 11 (gene Taf11). The record is from RefSeq and is a predicted model, not a curated record. The coding region runs from base 226 to 1140 and encodes 304 amino acids. The transcript has 5 exons. NCBI's taxonomy places the organism in Eukaryota, Metazoa, Arthropoda, Insecta, Lepidoptera, Nymphalidae. Gene Ontology annotation, molecular function: transcription coactivator activity; protein heterodimerization activity. Gene Ontology annotation, biological process: RNA polymerase II preinitiation complex assembly; transcription initiation at RNA polymerase II promoter. Gene Ontology annotation, cellular component: transcription factor TFIID complex; nucleus.